CAAUUUCCCGCCAUUGUGCCUAAGCGCGCGCGGUGCCGUGUGACCAGGCGGGGGGAGCGCGAGGCGGCGGGCCCGGGUCAUAGAGACGCGCGCCCGGGGAGUGGGGUGGGGAUGGUGGGAUAGAGCAUCCCCCCGCCCCGCUCCGCCGGCGGCCGCCCCGAGUCCGUCAGGGCCAUCCCGAGCCCGCCGGGCCCGGACAAAGCGCCGCCGCCUCCCGCCCCGCCCCGCCUGCAGCCCCGCCGCGGAGCCAUGUCGGCUAGCAGCCUCCUGGAGCAGAGACCCAAAGGCCAAAGCAACAAAGGUUUUUCUAAUAUUACACAUGUCUUCUCAGUGCAAAAUGGCUCUGUGCACCAGAAGGAUGGGUUGAAUGAUGAUGACUUUGAGCCCUACCUGAGUCCCCAGGCCCGCCCGAAUAAUGCAUACACUGCAAUGUCUGAUUCCUACUUACCAAGCUACUUCAGUCCCUCCAUUGGAUUCUCCUACUCCUUAGGCGAAGCUGCCUGGUCCACAGGGGGAGACCCCCCCAUGCCCUACCUGACCUCGUAUGGACAGCUGAGCAACGGGGAGCCUCACUUCCUCCCUGAUGCCAUGUUUGGGCAGCCAGGGGCCCUUGGCAGCACUCCAUUCCUCGGGCAGCAUGGCUUUAACUUUUUUCCAAGCGGGAUUGACUUUUCGGCUUGGGGGAAUAACAGUUCUCAGGGACAAUCCACUCAAAGUUCUGGCUACAGCAGCAACUAUGCCUAUGCUCCCAGCUCACUGGGAGGGGCCAUGAUUGAUGGGCAGUCGGCUUUUGCCAGUGAGACCCUGAACAAGGCUCCCGGCAUGAACACCAUCGACCAGGGCAUGGCAGCCCUCAAGCUCGGCAGCACGGACGUGGCAAGCAGUGUCCCAAAAGUCGUUGGCUCAGCCGUGGGGAGCGGAUCUAUCACCAGUAAUAUCGUGACAUCCAACAGUUUGCCUCCGGCAACGAUUGCACCGCCAAAGCCAACCUCAUGGGCUGACAUUGCCAGCAAACCUGCUAAGCAGCAGCCCAAGCUGAAGACCAAGAAUGGCAUUGCAGGGUCGAGUCUUCCGCCACCUCCCAUAAAACAUAACAUGGAUAUCGGAACUUGGGAUAACAAAGGGUCAGUGGCAAAAGUGCCAUCACAGACCUUGGUCCAGAAUCUUGCUCAGCAGCCAGCGCAGGUGUCUCCGCAGCCCAUGGGCCAGCAGAUCAAUAGUAGUCCACCAGUGACCCAGGCUCUGGGUGGGCAGCAGCCGCAGGCGCUGCCACCACCAGCCCCGCUGCCUGUACCAUCAGCACAGCCCACCCGCUGGGUUGCCCCUCGGAAUCGCGGCAAUGGCUUUGCCCAGAAUGGAGUGGACGGUAACGGAAUGGGACAGGCCCAGUCCACUUCUGGUUCUCCUUCAGAGCCACACCCGGUCUUGGAGAAGUUGAGAUCUGUCAACAACUACAACCCCAAGGAUUUUGACUGGAACCCAAAGCAUGGGCGCGUUUUCAUUAUUAAGAGUUACUCUGAGGACGAUAUCCACCGUUCCAUUAAAUACAACAUCUGGUGCAGUACGGAGCACGGCAACAAGAGACUGGAUGCAGCCUAUCGCUCCAUGAAUGGGAAGGGCCCCGUAUAUUUACUGUUCAGUGUCAAUGGUAGUGGUCACUUCUGCGGUGUAGCAGAAAUGAAAUCUGCUGUGGACUAUAACACUUGUGCAGGUGUGUGGUCCCAGGACAAGUGGAAGGGACGUUUUGAUGUCAGGUGGAUUUUUGUGAAGGACGUUCCCAACAGCCAGCUGCGACACAUCCGCCUAGAGAACAACGAGAAUAAACCAGUGACCAACUCCAGAGACACUCAGGAGGUGCCUCUGGAAAAGGCUAAGCAGGUGUUGAAAAUUAUUGCCACCUACAAGCAUACCACCUCCAUCUUUGAUGACUUCUCACACUAUGAGAAACGCCAAGAGGAGGAGGAAAAUGUUAAAAAGGAACGCCAAGGCCGUGUCAAGUAAAAGGCCAUUCCUCUACCACGAUUGCAGCAGAAAUUUCAUCUCAGCUGUCUUUCAGAGAGAAAUGAGCAAGAGUAUCCCAGAGAGAAUUAGGACUUUUUUUCCUUAAUUCCUUUGACUUCAAAAAGACCUAUACAAACUUCCAGUUAAAAAAAAAAAAAAGUAUUGGAAUAUCACAAGACAUAGGACUAAAAAAACAAAAACAGCAAACAACAACAACAAAAAAAUCCCUUCUAGGUAGAGUAGAGGUAAAACCUGUCCCCUUCCUUUCAGCUUUGGUUGUAAGUGUACACUUUGUUUUUUGUCUUUUUACUAUGGUUUUUGGAUUUUCAAGUCCAUAAGUGGCAUAUGCCUUUUUUUUUCUCUAAUUUUUAAAUCCCACUGUUCCUCCUCCUGCCACCCUGUUGCACUCCCUUGCCUGAUUUUGACAUUUGCACUUGGAACACUGAAUCGUAACAUCCACCAUGCAAACUGGAGUGACUUUAUUUUUUUUUCUUUCCCUGGGCUGAAGGAGGAGGAAUUCUAAUGAGAAAGUUGGGGGUUUGGCCUAAGAAGAAUUGAACAGAAAAUUGUCUGCAAGGUUAUGUCUUAAAGGUGGUUCUUUUUUCUCUGACCCUUUGUUACUCACAAGUCAAGUACCAGGAGUCCUAAGAAAUGUUCUGUUCUUGUGCAUUAUAUGGAUUUAAAAAUUAGGUCUGGAUGAAUUUGAUUUUUUGAAAGCUGAGAACAGUGGUAAAAACUUUUAUCAUUUACAGGAAAAUUAAUUUUGGACAAUAAAAAGCCCAAAACAAACCAAGGAAGAAAUACUGUAAAAUGUGUAGUGACAUGUUUCAGUUUCUUGUUAAGCCAAUGAGGAAUGGGCGUUGCCUUUCUUUUCACCGUUAAUCACUUCUCAGUAAUAAAUGUGAGAUCCUGUUGA
Oenanthe melanoleuca is the source of this 2917-nucleotide messenger RNA. RefSeq names its product YTH N6-methyladenosine RNA binding protein F2 (gene YTHDF2). Bases 250 to 2001 code for a protein of 583 amino acids. Gene Ontology annotation, biological process: mRNA destabilization. NCBI's taxonomy places the organism in Eukaryota, Metazoa, Chordata, Aves, Passeriformes, Muscicapidae. Gene Ontology annotation, molecular function: mRNA binding; N6-methyladenosine-containing RNA reader activity. The record is from RefSeq and is a predicted model, not a curated record. The transcript is spliced from 5 exons. Gene Ontology annotation, cellular component: cytoplasm.